AUUUCUGUGCGAAUACACGAGGCAUCAGUGGAUUAGCUAGUUGCUCCUUUAUUUGCCUGAUAUCUUCGCCAAAAUCGAUUUAUAAGCAAGAGGAGAAUCUAUCGACGACAUCAUGUAUCUCUUGCCGUUGUUGUUCUUAAAUCUCCAUUUGGGAUUGGGUGCUCUCGCCAAUCCGGUGGACCUCGCCGCUGGAACGCUUGGUAAAACGAAACUUGCCCUGUCAGAAGUCUCUUGCGCCCUUGAUCCUUAUCAUACACUGGUUAAUUAUAACCACGGAAUUCUGAAUUUCUACAAACCCUGGCUGAAUCUGCUAAAUCAUAACCAACAUGUCGUUAGUACCACGAGCAUCGACGACGACAACUUCAAGAUUACUGUAAACGUGCAGAAUUAUAAUCCGGAAGAUGUUACCGUCAAGGUAGUAGAUCAUUUGGUGAUCGUUAAAGCCAAGCACGAAGAAAAGCAGGACGAGUCCAACAUCGUCACGCGACAGUUCGUGAUACAAUAUCUGUUACCUAGUCGCGCUGACGUCGACCAAGUAACAUCCUCGAUAUCAAGCGACGGCAUUUUGACGAUUAUUGCGCCAUUGAAGCCGGUAAAUGAAAAGGUGAUCCAGAUCGAACAGACCGGACAAGCCGCCGCUGGUCAGGCCGUCACUGAUCAGGUCGCCGCUGGUCAAGCCGUCACUGAUCAGGUCGCCGCUGGUCAGGCCGUCACUGAUCAGGUCGCCGCUGGUCAAGCCGUCACUGAUCAGGUCGCCGCUGGUCAGGCCGUCACUGAUCAGGUCGCCGCUGGUCAAGCCGUCACUGAUCAGGUCGCCGCUGGUCAGGCCGUCACUGAUCAGGUCGCUGCUGGACAGGCCGUCGCAGGACAGACCGCCGCUGAGCUGACGAGUUUUAAAUAACCGCUUAAAGAACAGACAGUAAAGAACGAGGCUAUUCAGGAACAAGUGACGCAGGCACAGAAAGCAGGAUCAAGAUUCAAAAAAUGAUUAGAUUAAAUUACGGAUUUUUUUUUCUUUUAAUAUUAAAAAAUAAAAUUAAAAGGCUGUAAACGAGCAAAAUUCCAUGGGUAUUCUAAUAUUAUAUACAAUAGUUCAUUCUUGAAGGAAAUGUAUUUGUAAUUUUAUAUUAAUAAUAAGAUAAUAAGAUUAAAAUAUUUUUAUUACAUUCAAUAUUGUAUUAUUUCCUUCAUUUCGUUUAAGUAAUGGUAAUAAAGUAAAUCAUAAUUAAUAAAAA
Molecule: messenger RNA, 1235 nt
Organism: Wasmannia auropunctata (little fire ant)
Lineage: Eukaryota; Metazoa; Arthropoda; Insecta; Hymenoptera; Formicidae
Product: major egg antigen-like
Exons: 1
Coding region: 113-901 (262 amino acids)
Biological process (GO): protein refolding; response to heat
Molecular function (GO): protein folding chaperone
Source: RefSeq, a predicted model, not a curated record